Messenger RNA from Odocoileus virginianus texanus, 2932 nucleotides. RefSeq names its product COMM domain containing 8 (gene COMMD8). Lineage: Eukaryota; Metazoa; Chordata; Mammalia; Artiodactyla; Cervidae. The record is from RefSeq and is a predicted model, not a curated record.
GUCACGUGGACGAGCCGAAGCCCUGACGGCGCCGGGACCGGUCAUGUGACCCAGCCCCUAGCUUCCCGCAGGGAUGGAGCCGGAAGAGGGGACGCCCUUGUGGCGGCUGCAGAAGCUUCCCGCAGAGCGGGGCUUGCAGCUUCUUCACAAAAUAAUUGAUGGCAUUUGUGGCCGGACUUAUCCUCUCUACCAGGAUUAUCACAGUGUUUGGGAUUCAACAGAAUGGAUGCAUGUUCUCGAAGACAUUACCACCUUUUUCAAAGCUGUAGUUGGUAAAAAUUUAUCUGAUGAAGAGAUAGCUCAACAGUUGAAUCAGUUGAAUUCAUCUCAUCAAGAAGCUAUCAUGAAAUGCUUAAAAAGUAGGAAAGAUGAAAUCAAGCAGACUCUGUUGGAAGAAAUAGUUGAUAUUUCCUCUGCACAACUACAGGAUUUUGAUUGGCAGUUAAAGCUUGCACUUUCUAGUGACAAGAUUGCUUCAUUACAAAUGCCACUUUUAAGCCUUCAUAUAGAUGUAAAAGAAAAUGGUGAAGUCAAGCCAUAUUCUGUUGAAAUGAGUAAAGAAGAGCUGCAGAAUCUAAUAAAUUCCUUGGAAGCCGCUAAUAAGGUGGUCCUGCAGUUGAAAUAGCUGGAAAUGAUGAAUACCAACAUUAUCAGAUUCCACUGGUACAACUGAUGCACAGAGAGAAUACCAUGUGUUCACAGAAGCUGAAUGGCCAGCUGAGAAAGCAGCAGUGUUGAGAUUACAAAGACAACAACUUAACAGCAUCCCUAAAGAAAAGGAAAUUUUAUGGUUGACAGGAAAUGCAUGAAAACAUGAAAGAUGAAAAGGCUGUAAACCUAGUUUAUAUUUUCAUAAUGACUGUUUUGCUUCAUUUAUUAAAUAUUUGAAAAGGCUUUAUAGAUACAGUUUUAUGGUAAGCUAAAAAUAGACUCUAAAGUAAUGUAAACAUACAAGCACAAAUAUACUUGACUAUUGCUUAAAGAACCAUGAAUAGCAAGGAUGUUUAUUAUGGAUAUAUGUGGUGGUUCACUUGUGAUAUUUUUUAAAAAUGAUUUUUAAAGGAUGUGUAAGCUGCAUUUAACUCAGGAGAUCCCAUGCUUUUCUCAUAUUUCAAAGGAAAAGUUAUAAAGUGUAAAAUUUUAUAGAGAAGCUCUCCAGACUUUAAUUGGAAGGAAAAAAAAACUAAAUCUGAGUGAACAAUUUUGAAUUCUAGGAACUAAAAUAUUAUAUUUGAACAUAGAUAAAAGUGAAAACAACACUGUUACUUCUGCAUUUCUGUGUCUAUUCAGGAGACUAUGCUCUGAUAAAAAAUAUGUGUCACUGUAUAGUGUGUACCUUAUUACCCCAAUAUCUGCUGAGACUAUACAGGUCCCUAUUUAUUGUAAAUUCUUAAUUUGUUGUAAACUUAAUGGAGUUCUGGAUGGUAACAACUUCAUUGGAAAGCAAACCAUUUUUAAUUUCAGUGACCUUUAGAAACAAGCAUUCUGAGCAAAUAAAAAUAUAUUAUCUUUAUGUUUUGCUGUAUUUUCAAAUUAAUUCCUACAUGAUGCAGUAUGAUGCAUCAUCGGUACCUGCUGUUUUGCAAGCUUUAUAUCUCCUUAGAGCAUCAGACUGUUACUUGAGGUAUCCAGAGCAAUCCCUGUUAUUUUUAUACAAAUGGGUAUAUAGGUUUAGGGAGAUUGAUAAAUGUGACUGUGGUCUAGAUAAUGCCACUGUGUGAACUGUUUGUUACAGCUUGGUGAUUAGAUGUGGAGGUUGUGGUAGAAUGUUCUUCAAUAUACUGCUUUUUUCACUGAGAAAUUUUGGCCAUAAAAAAUAAAAAUGAGCUGAACUAACCAGCGUGCUUAGGGAGGUGGUAGUUGAUUUACCUUCUUGUGCAAAUUCCUUGUUGUUGUACCAGGAACAGUGGAGACGGAAAAGGCAGUCCACUCCAGUGUUCUUGCCUGGAGAAUCCCAUGGACAGAGGAGCCUGGUGGGCUUCAGUCCACGGGGUCACAAAAGCCGGAGGUAGUAGUUGAUUUACCUUCUUGUGCAAAUUCCUUGUUGUUGUACCAGGAACAGUGGAGAAGGAAAAGGCAGUCCACUCCAGUGUUCUUGCCUGGAGAAUCCCACGGACAGAGGAGCCUGGUGGGCUUCAGUCCACGGGGUCACAAAAGCCGGAUGCGACUUAGGGACUGAAGCACCACCACCACCACCAGUUACAGCUUGCAGACGGGCACUUCCAAUAAUACUGGUUGAUCUGGGGUCCUUCUGAAUUUCAACGCUCCACACAGUCCUUCCUUUGAGAAGGAAAAAACCUUUCUCUUCUUAGUCUUUCUCUCACUACAUUAUCACUAGAUUAGCAGACUUAAAUACUUUAUUGAAGUAUGACUGAAAUAAACUACACACGUUUAAAGUGGACAGUCUGAGCAGUUUUCAUUUGUACAUACCCAGGAAAGCUUCUGGAGUAGGAAAUGGCAACCCACUCCAGUAAUCUUGCCUGGGAAAUAUGACGGGCAGAGUAAGCUGGUGGGCUACAGUCCACAGGGCUGCAAAGAGUUGGAGAUGACAGAGCACCUGAGCACAGGAGAGCAUCACGUCAAUCAGGAUGGUGAGCAGGGAAUCACUCCUGAAAGAGUCCUGGUUCAUUGUGAUCCUUCUUGCCCGCUUUGCUCUGAGACAACCACUGAUCUGCUUCCUGCCACUAUAGAUGAGUUCACAUUUUUCCAGAGUUUAAAUGGAAUCAUACAGCAUGUUCCUUUUUGUGUGUAAUCUGGCUUCUUUGAUUAUUGAGUUCAUCCAUGUUACAACAUUUAUCAGUAGUUGGUUUCCACUUUAUUGUUGAGAACUAUUCUGCUGUAGAAUUCCACCAUCAUUUGUUUAUCUGUUCACCUGUUAAUGGAUAUUUUGGUUGUUUACAAUUUUUGGCUGUUAAAAUACACGGAAUGCUGU